Dimorphilus gyrociliatus is the source of this 3364-nucleotide messenger RNA. Lineage: Eukaryota; Metazoa; Annelida; Polychaeta; Dinophilidae. The record is from the annotation of a GenBank genome assembly.
UAUGGGAUUGAAACCUGUUGAUAUACCUAAUUUAAAAGAUUUCGAAGGUGGAAUACCGUGCAAAUCAUCACUUUUGCCUUUAUAUUAUAAGAAUUUAAGAGAGAUAAAGGAUAUCAUGGAAGAAAAUCAUAUAAGAAGAUGCUUUAAACCUUGUCCUAUGCAAACGAAUACAUCUUUCAUUAACGAAGAUGGUCAAGUUGUAAAUAUUUACGAAAGGAAGGAAAAGUGUACAAACUGUCUAGAGUUUGAAUUGGAAAAACCUCCUGUACAACCUAAAAAAAUUCUACGUAUAUCAAAAUUUGCUUAUGAAACUAAAGAAUUAUUUUUAGAAUGUCCAGACGAAGCAUCUGCUGAUGAAGCUGUUAAAUGGGAGAAAAAAGGCAAAAUUAUUGAUUUUAUAAGUAUUAGAAUUGAAACAAGGAAUAGAAUUUCAAUCGAUCAUAUGAAUAGACUUCACUUCCUUAAAUUACAAAUUAAGGAUAUGGAUAAUUACGGGUGUUACGUAAAUGAUGUUCCUAUUGCUGUUAUUACCUUGAGAGUUCAACCAUACAGAUCAAAAGUUGAUAUUUUUUCCAAUCUUAUAACUUUUGAAUUGAGGCCGAUUGGAUGGAACAGUAUCAUGCUUGAAAAUGAAAUAUUCCGCCACAAGAUUGAUUCUCUUAAAGGGUCUAGAGAAAUAUUAAUCAAGAUCGGAUAUAAAGUUAUAGAAGAAGAUGCUUUGAAUUUUAAUGAAGGUCAAUAUAUCGACAAUCAUUUUUUGAGAGUAAUAAUUACAGAUCUCACUAUUGCCAAGUUGGAAAUUUCUUCAUACUUGAACGAAACACACCCCCAGCCUCACACUUUAAUUGAUUGUGGUAUAGGUAUCUAUCUAAAAGAAGAUGCUCUCGAAAAUGACGAUACUUUAUUAACUAACGACGAUUUAAUGGGAGUGAAAGAUGAACAGAUGCUACCCUUAAUAAAAGCUAUUAAUCUAUGCCAUUCCAUGGAUAUAAAUAAAUUGAAAUUCUGUGGUGUAUGUGAAAGCGAGUCAACGUAUAUAUGCUCGAGUUAUCAAUGCCAGUUUACAAAGACUUUUUGUGAUGAAUGUUUAAAAUUAAGACAUUCAAAGAAGUGUCAGGAUCACGAAUAUUAUCCUAUUCAACUUUGCGAAAAAUGUAAAAAAUCUGCAACUUGGAUUUGUUCAGAGAAAAAUUGCUAUAGAACUCUCUGUGAUAAGUGCAAUUAUCUUGUACACAAGGGAACGAAGGAACAUGUUGAUAGGAAAAGAGUUAUUUAUCAUUCAGCCAAUGAGUUAAAAGAUACAUUAGUUACAAAUGACUUAGUCGAGCCAAUAGAUAGUAAUUUGGUUGUCGAAAACAAAAGAGAUGUCAAGGAAUCUGCUUCACCAACGCCAAAUUUUGAAGAACAUUCUUUGUCGAGCCUUGAUGAUGUCAAUGUUUGGUUCUGUCAAUACUGUACAUUCCAGAAUAACCGAGAGUCGCGAAUAUGUGAAAUGUGUCAUAAAACAACUUUACAAAAUUCAUCAGAAACAAAACCCAGUGCUAAUCAGAUUCUUCGACCAGAAGACCUUUUAUACAAUGAAACAUCUAAUGACAUUUCCGGUAAUGAAGUAGAUGUAUACUUUUCAAAACUACAAUCUUUGCAAAGUGUUGAACUCUUUAAAAAAUAUGAAAGAGAGGAAGGAAAACUUAUACUCGCAUUGAAAAGUGAUCGUUAUCGGAAUUUAACUGAAUUUGAAGGUAUCAUUUGUAAUGUUACCAAUUUGAGGAGAAUAUCAUCUACAAGACAAGAUUUUUAUUUUGGACUAAUGUCAUACGAGGAAGCGAUAAAAGCAAUUCAGAAUACUGAAAAUAUCGACGAAGCUAUAGAAUUUUCUUUAUCAAUUCAAAAAGAGAAAAUAGAAAGACUAGAAAAUAUGUUUGCAAUGGAUAAACAAUUGAUCAUAGACUCUCUUAGGUAUGCAGAUGGCAAUGUCGAAAUUACGGAAAAAAAUUUACUUAUCAAAACGAUUAAUUCAAUGAACGAAAACAAAACUAAUAAUGAAUCUGAUUUAAGCAAUAUUUUAAAAUGGAAAAGCAUUGAUAUUAUGAAAUUUAGAAGAGUACUACUCGCAGAAUAUAAUUUAACGGAACUUAAAGUAGAUAUCGUAAUUGAAUUAAUAGAAAGUUACCCACUUGCUGAUGUACUCGAUUCGAUUAAACAAGAAAAUGUUUAUACUGUUGAAGAUGCCAUAAAAUACUUGAAAGUAGUUUGCUCAGUUUGUUUUGUCGAAUUUCCCAUUUCAAAGACAAAUCGUCUCCCUAUAUGCUCUUGUACAAUGUGCAAUUAUUGCAUACAAGAAUGGGUUACACAUUGCACCCUGACAGCUACCGUUGAGCAUUGGAAGUGUCCAUCCUGCAACAAACCUAAUAUGCUAAACGAAACGCCAGAAAAUAUUGAUAUGCAUUUCUACUUUAUGCAAACAUAUGUGAAUAAGGAAGAAGGACAUAUUAAAGAUAAAUGUCACAAAAAAUUAGCCCAAUGGAAACUUUCGCAAUUUGACAACUUCAGAUGGUGUCUUAAGUGCGAAAAUGGUAAUAUACUUGAACCGAAUAAUAAUCCAAAUCAAAGAAAAUUUCAAUGCACCAGUUGUGGAGCGGCACAGUGUUUCUAUUGUAAAAAAGAAUGGAAAUCAGCACAUAAGAAUAUAUCUUGUGAAAAAUAUCUUCAAUGGUUAACUGAAAAUGAUAAAGAAUUUCAAUUGCAAAAAUUGAGCCAUUUCCUAGAAGAAAACGGAAUAAUGUGCCCUUAUUGUAAAAAGCAAUAUUGCCUGGCGAAAGGAGGUUGUUUACAUUUUGUCUGUCCAAAUUGCGGUUUUCAAUUUUGCGCUGGAUGUAAUAGAGAAAUGGCCAGAGAUCGUAAUUGUAAAUAUAAAUUAGAGAGCUGUGAAAGAAAAGGCCUUCAUUGUCAUCAUCCUAGAGAUUGUUUACAUUACCUGAGAGACCUCACCGUAGAACAAUUGAAAGACUUAUUAAAGAGUCAUAAUAUUGAAUAUAAGAAAGAGACGGAGGAGGAGCCAGUUGAACCGUAUAAUAAGUGUAUGGUGUUGGAGCAAAAAGAAUUGGGUACAGCGUAUCGAGACGAAAAUUGCGGUAAGGAAUGCUAUAAAGAUGCCUCCUUAUGCGAAACUCAUUUAAAAGAAUAUCUUGUGGCGAUAAUCAAUAAAAACCAUAUAGAUCCAAUUGAUUAUCAGGAAACACCAAUAUUGAUGACUAUUUUAAGGGAAAACCGUAUAGAUAUACCCAACGGAGACCAUGCAUGUAAUAAUUAUAAGACAUUAAUAAAAGAGAUAGUCAAAGAGAAAAUACCAAUUAUUCAAACAUGA